Messenger RNA from Anarrhichthys ocellatus (wolf-eel), 723 nucleotides. Its product is annotated as myosin-7-like. Gene Ontology annotation, biological process: muscle filament sliding; sarcomere organization; adult heart development. The transcript has 5 exons. The record is from RefSeq and is a predicted model, not a curated record. Gene Ontology annotation, cellular component: cytoplasm; myosin II complex; myosin filament. NCBI's taxonomy places the organism in Eukaryota, Metazoa, Chordata, Actinopteri, Perciformes, Anarhichadidae. Gene Ontology annotation, molecular function: microfilament motor activity; actin filament binding; ATP binding. The annotation marks the transcript as partial.
CCCAACAGGAUCCUCUAUGGAGAUUUCAAACAGAGAUAUCGCAUCUUGAAUCCUGCCGCCAUCCCUGACGGCCAGUUCAUUGACAGCAGGAAGGGAGCUGAGAAACUUCUUGGGUCUCUGGAUAUUGAUCACAAUCAGUACAAGUUUGGACAUACAAAGGUGUUCUUCAAGGCUGGUUUGCUGGGUCUACUUGAGGAGCUAAGAGACGAGCGCCUCUCCAAAAUCAUCACUGCUAUUCAAGCCAGAUCCCGUGGUCUGUUGUCUCGUAUUGAGUAUCAGAAGAUGGUGGAACGCAGAGAAGCAUUACUAGUGAUCCAAUGGAAUGUCCGUUCAUUCAUGGGGGUCAAGAAUUGGCCCUGGAUGAAGCUCUUCUUCAAGAUCAAACCUCUGUUGAGAUCUGCUGAAUCAGAAAAGGAGAUGGCCAACAUGAAGGAAGAAUUCCUGAAGCUGAAAGAGGCUUACGCAAAAUCUGAGGCUCGUAGAAAGGAACUCGAGGAGAAAAUGGUCUCUCUUCUUCAAGAGAAGAACGACUUGCAACUCCAAGUCCAAGCGGAGCAAGAUAAUCUUUGUGAUGCUGAGGAAAGAUGCGAGGGGCUGAUCAAAAGCAAGAUUCAGCUGGAGGGUAAAUCCAAAGAGCUGUCUGAGAGACUGGAGGAUGAGGAGGAGAUGAAUGCUGAACUGACUGCUAAGAAGAGGAAGCUGGAGGAUGAGUGCUCUGAGCUG